CAGGGUUAAGGUAACAAGUUUUUGUUGCUUGGUUACUCUGAUAUUCUGCAUUUUAUUGUCCUGUUUUCUUCAGCAUUCAACAAACCUUUCACGCUCUCCAUCUCCAUUCCCAUCCCUUUUUUUCAAUACCUAUUCCCUGUCAGUUCUUUGUUUUCUUUUUUGCAAGCAAUUGAACUCUUCAGAGGCAUACAGGUAAAGCAAGUUACUUUCUGGAGUAGUUAGAGUUACAUGUGUUUUGUGGGCAGAUGGCGACACAUGACAUGGAUCCUGAUGUUGUUCGCUGGGGUCUUCACCUUCUAGAUGUUUGCACGCUUUCCCAUCAUGGUUCGCCUAGUAUUCUUACCCAGUAUGAUCCUGAUUUUAGUCGAGUUGAAUAUGUCAGAGAAGGAUUCUGUCAGCAUGAGUAUGUGGAGAAUGACGAGGCUGUUGCACGAGCUUAUCAAGAAGAAUUAUCACAACUUGACUCCAUGGGAGCUUCUGGGACACCCAGUUAUCAGAAUGAGGGAAUGCAAGGAUCUGUCUAUACACAAGAUUGGCCUCAUUCUUCAAAUGGAAACUAUAAUUACGGAAACGAGUCUUGUCAGAACUCUGUAGAUGAGUCAUCGUACAAUAUGAAAGAUGUGGAGAAUUAUGGUCCAAGUGAAAGGGGAAAUGAUAUGCAUGACAUUCAUGUUUUUGGUUCCUCUGGGUCAGGAGAGGUACCUGUUGCUAGAGAUGAUGUCUGGGAUUCAUUGGAAAUAUCAGACGAAUCUUCUCUUGAUGGCGAAGUUGGCAAAAGAUUAUACCAGAUGGUUCCCAUCCCCCAUAUUCCUAAAACCAAUGAAAAAAUACCAUCUGAUGACGAAGAGACAUCAGAUCAUCAAAGGCUUCUAGACAGAUUGCAGUUAUAUGAUCUGAUUGAGAAUAAGGUUCAAGGAGAUGGUAACUGCCAGUUCCGUUCUUUGUCAGACCAGCUCUAUCGAUCUCCAGACCAUCACCAAUUUGUGCGGGAGCAGAUUAUUCAACAGCUCAAAUCUUCCCCAGAUCUGUAUUCUGGUUAUGUUCCCAUGGGUUAUAGUGAUUAUUUGAAGAAGAUGAGCAAGAGUGGUGAAUGGGGUGAUCAUGUCACAUUGCAGGCGGCUGCAGAUUGGUAUGGUGUCAAAAUUCUUGUUAUUACAUCUUUUAAGGACACGUGUUACAUAGAGAUUCUUCCACAGAUACAGAAGUCUGGAAGAGUGAUAUUUCUGAGCUUUUGGGCAGAGGUGCAUUACAACUCAAUCUAUCCAGAAGGAGAAUUGCCCUCAUUUCAGACCAGGAAAAAGAAGAAAUGGUGGAAUUUUGGUGCUUAGGUACAGUCAGUCACAUUUUAAUUUUAUACAUGAGUAGUGGCUUCAAUCGGCAUUGUAAUUAUUUGAGCUUUUAAUGUUUUUAGGGCUGUUGCUAACGCUACCUCCAUUAUUUUGUAUAUAUGAACAUUUUCAUUUUAUGUA
Messenger RNA from Vigna angularis (adzuki bean), 1469 nucleotides. RefSeq names its product OVARIAN TUMOR DOMAIN-containing deubiquitinating enzyme 9. The transcript has 11 exons. Gene Ontology annotation, molecular function: cysteine-type deubiquitinase activity. NCBI's taxonomy places the organism in Eukaryota, Viridiplantae, Streptophyta, Magnoliopsida, Fabales, Fabaceae. Gene Ontology annotation, biological process: protein deubiquitination. Bases 246 to 1328 code for a protein of 360 amino acids. The record is from RefSeq and is a predicted model, not a curated record.